Messenger RNA from Arachis stenosperma, 444 nucleotides. RefSeq lists its product as uncharacterized. NCBI's taxonomy places the organism in Eukaryota, Viridiplantae, Streptophyta, Magnoliopsida, Fabales, Fabaceae. The record is from RefSeq and is a predicted model, not a curated record. The transcript has a single exon. Bases 1 to 444 code for a protein of 147 amino acids.
AUGUCCCCAUAUCAACUGGUAUACGGUAAGGCCUGUCACUUGCCAUUAGAGCUGGAGCACAAGGCCUCAUGGGCUCUUAAAACACUGAACCUAGAUAGCACCGCUGCUAGUGAAAAGAGGGUUUUGCAGCUUCAAGAAAUGGAAGAGUUUAGGUCUCAAGCCUAUGAAAAGAAAAAAGCAAAAAAGAGACAUGAUCUUAACCUGGCAGCAAGAAGUUUUAAAGAAGGGCAAUAUGUGCUUAUUUACAACUCCAGACUGAAACUCUUUCCUGAGAAACUCAAAUCAAAAUGGUCGGGGCCCUUUAUAGUCACAAAAGUCUCACCUUAUGGACACAUAGAAAUCAUGGAAGAAGGCUCAAAGAGGAGAUUCACUGUGAAUGGACAAAGACUUAAACACUAUUUGGGCAGCAUGGGGGAAACCCCCAAACAGAAGUACCUCAACUAA